Molecule: messenger RNA, 1974 nt
Organism: Plasmodium vivax (malaria parasite P. vivax)
Lineage: Eukaryota; Apicomplexa; Aconoidasida; Haemosporida; Plasmodiidae
Exons: 1
Coding region: 294-1631 (445 amino acids)
Biological process (GO): rRNA processing; DNA-templated DNA replication
Cellular component (GO): nuclear pre-replicative complex
Molecular function (GO): protein binding
Source: RefSeq, a predicted model, not a curated record
GUUCCCCGAAUUGAUCGGCAAGGGGACCUCCCUCACGGAAGAACAAAACUGCGACCUGCCAGUCACGAUAGGGAAAACCCCCCUUUGGAAAGAAAAUAAAUGCCGCGUCAGAACGGGCCCGCCGCAUGCGCAGGACCAGCCCAAGCGCGCAUACGAAUGAAUACAAAUAGGAAUACGUACGCUUAGGUAUAUUUACCUAAUGGUGUCCCCCUUUUGGUGAGGCGCUUCUUCCCCUUCUGCUCGGUAGCCGCCAGAAGAGGUAACAACCUGACGAAGUGCCCCCCCGCGGCGCGAUGGAGCAGGUGAAGAUCCUCGCGCUGUACGGCAACCACGACGUCGUGCUGCUGAACGCGGAGAACGAGCGCUGCGAAAACAAAUUCGAGGCCCCCGUGAAGGACGCGGAGAAGAAGAUCUGCCCACUGAGAAAUGGCAGCUUCCUCCUCCUCAGCGUCAACAAAAAAGUGCUAUCCAAAUAUGUGUGCACCAAGAGCGCGCCCAUUUCGACUAAGCACAUGCGCGUGCAGGUGAAUGUGAUCAGGCUAACCGAUUGUGAAAAAAUAAUUAUAGGGGGAGACAAACUGGGAAACGUCUACGUGUGGUCAGCUCUCUCCGGGUUAUUAAUAAAUUCCUUCCAAGCGCAUUACGGCAUAUUGAAGGAUAUCCUAAUUGACCAGCUAGCCAAUGUCCUGUACACGUACAGCGAUGAUAAUGUCGUUCAUGUGUAUAAUUUACCUGACCUGUUCAGAAAAAAAAAAAUCACUCCAAUGUUACGCUAUCAGCACAGCAUAAACGCAACAAUAACGCAAAUCCUUUCGGUGACGCCAAAUGUGUACGGCUCGCACUACUCCUUGGUGAGUCUUACUACGAAUGGGACGCUACAUGUCUGGGGGUUGAAGACCAAAGAGCCCACUCACAUUUUGAAGACCCACUCGGAGAACUGCUCCUACAUUUGCGCGAACGACCCCUUCAACACGCAUUUGUACCUCUGCAGGGGGAACAAAAUAUUUCGCAUCCCCUUUUCGCAGUUUAGCCAAACGGGGGCAGAUGCCUCUGCGGAAGUGAUUCACGGGGCAUGCUCUGAAGAGCGUCGCGCGGAGGGGAAGCUAUCUACACACGGCUUCUACGUUCAGGUGAAAAAUCAGGAGAACUGUGCAACUCAGCUGCAGAGAAGCGCUCCCCGUAAAGGGGACUUCCAACUGAACCUCCAAAACUGCACCACCUUCGUGGGACAUAAAUGCCAAGUAAUCAAAUGCCACGUAAAUAACAAAAGGGAACAUAUGGUGUCCCUGGCGAGGGACGGAAUCAAAAUAUGGGACCUCUUCAACUGCUACGCUGUGAAGACGCUAAGUUACGGGGAAAAUAUAAUAGACUUUUUUGUGCCCCCUGUUGGGAAGCAGGGAUCCUUCUCCUACGUGAUGGAGCUCCCCCACCUGCUCCUCGAAUGGGAAGAUGAUGUGAAGGUGCACAUCGUCGACCAGGUUGACCAGGUUGGCCAGGUUUGCCACGCCGACCACGUCGAUUACGCCUCUCCCGACGUGCCUGCGGGUGGCAGCUACACUGGCUCGCUGGCAGACCGAGAUGAAAGUUUGCUCCUUCAAAUGGGGGCCAUGUUCGCCGGGCUGGAAGACUGACCCGUUGGGAGUGCGCGGGGGAAUGACCAUUCAGGGGGAUUCUUAAAGUGAGGAAGAUGCAGAAUGGGCGCAGUACAGGGCAUACCUUUACGAGCUGCAAAUAUUUGGACCCCCCCAAACACCCAUUCAUUCGCAACCACCCCUGGGGAGUAUCCUCAGGAGGAGGAUAACAUAACGGAAGGAGAAGUCCCCCUCAAUGGGUCACCCCAACUUGGGGACCCCCCCAUUCUGAGGUGAACGCACAAGGGGGAUACACCCACGGUCAAAGUUCCUACCCCUCACGAAUAGGAAAGAAUGAGCAGGUAUUUCGUCAAGCGGAUACCCAGCAUGGUUUUCCCUCCCC